AUCAUUAUCUUUUCACAGCUUUUUGCAGUCUUUGCAUUUGCAACAUGUGGUGGCUAUUCUGGAGGAUUGCGGCUCAGCGUGGACUGCGCAAACAGGACACAGAGCGACCGCAGCAUUGACAUAGCCUUUGCCUAUCCCUUCAGGUUGUACCAGGUGAAUUUUGAUGCUCCCACCUGUGAAGGCAGACAAGAAAAACUUUCACUAAUAGGCGACUUUUCCUCUUCUGCGGAAUUCUUUGUGACUAUUGCCGUCUUUGCCUUCCUCUAUUCCUUGGCAGCCACAGUAGUUUACAUUUUCUUCCAGAACAAAUACCGCGAAAACAACAGAGGUCCUUUGAUUGACUUCGUUGUGACAGUGGUGUUCUCCUUCAUGUGGCUUGUGGGUUCUUCUGCUUGGGCUAAAGGACUAUCUGAUGUAAAGGUUGCCACUGACCCAGAUGAAGUACUCUUACUGAUGUCAGCUUGCAAACAACAAUCCAAUAAGUGCUUGCCUGUUUACAGCCCUGUUAUGUCAAGUCUUAACACUUCA
This is a messenger RNA of Protobothrops mucrosquamatus (brown spotted pit viper), 528 nucleotides long. RefSeq names its product synaptoporin-like. The annotation marks the transcript as partial. The record is from RefSeq and is a predicted model, not a curated record. Lineage: Eukaryota; Metazoa; Chordata; Lepidosauria; Squamata; Viperidae. The transcript has 3 exons. Gene Ontology annotation, cellular component: synaptic vesicle membrane; synaptic vesicle.